Molecule: messenger RNA, 1023 nt
Organism: Papaver somniferum (opium poppy)
Lineage: Eukaryota; Viridiplantae; Streptophyta; Magnoliopsida; Ranunculales; Papaveraceae
Exons: 2
Coding region: 1-1023 (340 amino acids)
Biological process (GO): DNA integration
Molecular function (GO): nucleic acid binding
Source: RefSeq, a predicted model, not a curated record
AUGGCUUUAGUCCAAACUCCAGCUUCACAAAUACCAAACAUCAAAUUCCGACACUUAUGCAGGAAAGACCUACGUCAUGCCGACGCCCUGGCAUACAUAUUAUCAAUGCUGAAGGACAAUAAUUUGGAGGCCAUCAAGAUAGUAAGAGACUACGAACCUUCGGUCAUCCCACAACAGACCUUCUCCACAACUAAUCGUGAAAACUAUAUAGAGGAGGACAUUGUCGAAGAUGAUGUAUGGGAAGAUAUUGCCGAUGACUUCGCCGAAGAUGAUAUUUUGUCAAGAGCCAACAAAUAUGAAGAUUUUAGUAACGAAGAAUACUGGAGAACCGAAGUCCACCUUUAUCUCAAAACAGGAACGCUGCCCUCACAUGUCAAGCAAGCUCGUAAAGUACAAUCAAAGGAAGGGAGAUAUGAUCUUCGAGAUGAAAUAUUAUAUAAGAAGUCUUCCCUCGGCCCUCUAUUACGAUGCUUGUCCAGAGAAGAAGGUCAUCGUAUCCUAAAGGACAUUCAUUACGGAGAUACCCUUGGCCUUUUGCAAAAUGGGGAAUGGACAUCGUCGAACCUUUCAUUACAGGCACAGGCAAAAAACGAUUCCUCAAAGUUUGGCAUCCCCGCAGAUAUUUUCUCCGAUAAUGGGAAGCAAUUGCAAGGAAAAAACAUCGACAUGCUCUUCGACACCUUCAAAAUCAGAAAGAACAAAUCUACUCCCAUCUAUCCCCAGAGAAAUGGACAAGCCGAAGCUACCAACAAGACCAUCGCUUUGACCCUCAAGAAAACCCUGGACGAAUACAAAGGACGAUGGUGUGAGCAGCUGCAUAAUGUGUUAUGGUCAUACCAGACCACACGAAGGACAUCAACUGGAGAAUCUUCGUUCCUGCUCGCUUAUGGAGCCGAAGCGAUAAUCCCAAUUAAGAUCAUCAUCCCUACGACCAAGACCGAAUCUUGGGAAAAGAAUCUCACCUCAGAUAUGAUGUUUGAAAGACUCGAUGAUCUAGAGGAAAGGAGCGAAGCAACGUUAUAA